This is a messenger RNA of Rhipicephalus microplus (southern cattle tick), 518 nucleotides long. RefSeq lists its product as uncharacterized. The record is from RefSeq and is a predicted model, not a curated record. Lineage: Eukaryota; Metazoa; Arthropoda; Arachnida; Ixodida; Ixodidae.
GCAUCCGGCCUUUCCUUGGAAGAACACGAUGCACCGAUUCCUUGCAGUUACCCUUGUUUUGGGCUUGACGUCCAUCGGGGUUGAUGCCAACGUUGAUCUAAUCAUCGACCGACUGAAGUCUCUGGUGAGACAGCUGGUGCCCAACGACGCCAUGGCACAGCAGCUCAUGGACCGCAUCGACAGCACGAGGGAAUGUCUGCUCAUGGCCAGAGACAUUAACCCAGCCAUUAUACAGCGGUUCACAGAUGGAAUCAUUCCAACGGCCACGGAGUGCGCCGCCAGGGCCAUAGGCUUCCCCGAUCGCACCAACAGAACCAACGUGUUGAGAACUUGCUUUCAAGAGAGAGCCGAUAGAUUCAAGGCAUCCAGCGGUAUGACACCCGAUGAGAUUACUAUGUUUGACAACGCAGGGCGCUGCCUUCAAGACAGAGUCCAAAUGUGACGCUGAAGUGCGUGGAAUGCUGGACAACUUCACUACGUGGAGUCUGUAGUUAGUACACACAUUCACAGCUCAACUU